Messenger RNA from Monomorium pharaonis (pharaoh ant), 3054 nucleotides. RefSeq lists its product as uncharacterized. NCBI's taxonomy places the organism in Eukaryota, Metazoa, Arthropoda, Insecta, Hymenoptera, Formicidae. The record is from RefSeq and is a predicted model, not a curated record. The transcript has 2 exons. Gene Ontology annotation, molecular function: nucleic acid binding. Gene Ontology annotation, biological process: DNA integration. The coding region runs from base 1 to 3054 and encodes 1017 amino acids.
AUGGAGAGAGAUUUCGGUAACUCUCGAUUUAUCGCGUUACGUCGUUUUUAUACGUUGCAACGAAAAUUUACGAAAAAUCCGGAACUUGAACAAGAAUACAAGCGCGUGAUGAACGAAUACGUAGAACUCGGUCACAUGUCGCUCAUUCUUGACGAAACGGAGGGCGGCGGCGGCUGUUAUCUCCCUCACCACGCGGUUUGUAAGAUCUCGAGUGCGACAACCAAGGUACGUGUAGUUUUCGACGCAUCGGCAAAAAGUAAUAAGGGCAUAUCGUUAAAUGACGCGCUGAUGGUCGGCCCCACCAUCCAAAACAAACUUUUUGAACACUUGGUACGAUUUCGAAUUCAUAAAUAUGUAAUUACCGCCGAUAUCGAGAAGAUGUACCGUCAAAUCUGGGUACAUCCGGACGACCGCAAAUAUCAAAAAAUUUUCUGGUAUCACGAAAAUAGCAUACGCUCCUUUCAAUUAAACACAGUAACGUUCGGCGUGUCCUCGGCCCCGUUUCUUGCAAUACGAACUAUACAACGCCUCGCGGACGAUGAACGGGAAGAUUUUCCGAUCGGGGCGGCGGUACUAAAACGAGAUUUGUACGUAGACGAUCUAAUAACCGGGGCGAACGACUACGAAGAAAUUAUUCGAAUUCGUGACGAAACUACAAACAUCUUGCAAAAGGGUGGUUUUAACAUAAGACAGUGGGCGUCGAAUCAUCCGCGAUCCCUUCAAGAUCUAGACAAAAGGGCCGUCCAGGUAAAAUUUUUAACAAACGAAGAUCCAAUACUAAAGACAUUAGGUAUUACGUGGAACGCGCAACGUGACGAAUUAUUGUAUGUCGUAAAUCCGAUAAAGUCUGUGAGUCACGUCUCCAAACGACAUAUUUUAUCAGAAAUCGCGAAAAUCUUCGAUCCGCUCGGACUUAUCGGACCAAUAAUACUCGCGUCCAAAAUUUUAAUGCAAGAAUGCUGGAAGGCGAAAGUCUCAUGGGACGAAUCCGUGACGAGCGCGUUACACUCGUCGUGGUCAUCGUUCGCGGAACAGAUCGAACUGAUAGAUCAUUUGAUAGUGCCCCGCCGUCUGAUAAUUGAUAAACCCAUCGAAAUUCAAAUUCACGGAUUCUGCGACGCUAGUAGAGUCGGUUACGGAGCUUGCAUUUAUAUACGUUCUCGUGACAAGCACAAUCGCAUACUUGUAAGAUUAUGCUGCACAAAGACACGCGUCGCCCCACUCAAAGAUACCACGAUUCCUCGGUUAGAACUAUGCGGAGCAUUAACGCUAGCGCGGCUAUAUAAGGAAGUGUCAAACGUUUAUACCUUCGCGUCAGAUAAGAUCGUAUUCUGGAGCGACUCUAUGAUCGUGUUACAUUGGCUAAAAAAGUCGCCAAGUCUCUUGAAAACAUUUGAAGCGAAUCGCGUUGGAGAAAUCCAAGAAAUAACGAAAGAGUUCGAAUGGCGACACGUAAGAGCGGAACACAAUCCGGCCGACGCGUUAUCCCGAGGUCAAUUACCCAGAGAAUUCUUGCGAAACGAAUCGUGGUUCGACGGUCCAGUAUGGCUUAGACAGCCCGAAACGGCUUGGCCAAUUUCCAUUGAAAUUCCAAUUAAAGAGCUACCCGGACUAAAGAAAACAUUAUGUCUAUUAUCGCCCGUUGAAUCAAACAACAUUUUUUUGCGAUAUUCAUCAUAUACGCGAUUGAUUCGCGUUAUCGCGUACUGUUUACGAUUGCUGCCUUCGAAUAAAAACAAAGGUACGCUUACAAUUCAAGAAUUAACCGAAGCCGAAAUUCGAAUUCUAAAAAUUAUCCAAGGAACUCAAUUCAAGGAUGACAUCGAUCGCAUAUCAAAAUCCGAAAGGGUAAAGGGCACGAGAUUAGCGGCUCUGAAUCCUAUCAUCGACGAAUCAGGCUUGCUUCGCGUCGGCGGCAGGCUGCGAAAUGCGGAGAUUCCUCAUUCGCAAAGACAUCCGAUUCUUCUACCCUCCCAUAAUCAUGUCACAGAUUUAAUUAUAAAGGAGACCCAUAACAAAAAUUUUCAUUCGGGUAUACAGACGACGCUGUAUACCAUUCGUCACCGAUUCUGGCUGCUUGACGGAAAGAAUCAGGUACGCCGUAUCGUGAGACGAUGCACGAGAUGCAUUCGAUUCCAUGCGAAUCCCGUAGAAUAUAGGAUGGCAGAUUUGCCAAAAUGCCGAUUUCAGGAGGCAGCGGCUUUUUAUCACACCGGGAUUGAUUUCUUCGGCCCUAUAUUUAUAAAAGAAAAGAAACAGCGAAAUUGUGGCCGCAUCAAGGUGUACGGUUGCGUAUUCGUUUGUAUGUCGACGAAGGCCGUGCAUAUCGAAAUCGUAAGCGACUUAUCAACGGAAGCGUUUCUCGCGGCACUUAAAAGAUUCGUAGGACGUAGAGCCAUUCCCGCAAAUAUCUAUUCAGAUAACGGGACAAAUUUCGUAGGCGCAAAAAAUCAACUUCCCGAGUGGUACGCGCUAUACGAAUCCGAGGAAUUUAGAUCCCGAGUUAACGACUUUGCCACAAGCAAAAAAAUUGCAUGGCAUUUUAAUCCGCCCCUCUCACUUCACUUCGGAGGGAUAUGGGAGGCGGCAGUCAAAUCCUUCAAGCACCAUUUCAAAAGGGUUGCAGGAGAUUUGAUGUUCACCUACGAGGAACUAAACACGUUGGCCAUUGAAAUCGAGGCCAUACUUAACUCGCGACCUUUGUGUCCAAUUUCGUCAGAUCCGAACGAUCCACUUGCAUUAACACCGGCACAUUUGUUGGCCCGUCAAGAUUUCUGGCCGAGAUGGCACGUGGAAUAUCUAAACGAACUGCAGAAACGGCAGAAAUGGACCGGAACGAACGACGGUCUGCAAAAGGACGAUAUCGUUAUUUUAAUCGACAAAAACCAACCUUGCACGCGGUGGCAGCUGGGACGGAUCGUGGAGACUCAUCCAGGAGACGACGGUGUGGUCAGGGUGGCGACCGUCAAAACAACUCAAGGGACAUUCAAACGAAAUGCGAAAACCCUUUGUCCACUCACAAGCGCAGCUCAUUCAUCGACGAGCGUAGAUUAA